AUGGAAGCCUGCGCAUUCGGCAUGUUCCAGAGAGUUGACGGAAAAGCACUGGUCGUUAUCCCUUCUCUGCCGCUGUCGGCCCUUGCCGUAAGGUCUCUUAUUUUCAUAUAUUGGACCUCGGAAGGGCACUUUAAAACAGUUCUAGAGACAUUGAACAAGGUCCGUCGAAGUUCUCAGUCAUGGCACGGUGUGAACUUUACCUGGCGCUUCCUCUUUUCAGAUCGUACAUCGAGUACAGAUGUGACAGACAUUGAGAUGAGCCCAGUUGCAGAGGAAAGCUACUGA
This is a messenger RNA of Colletotrichum paranaense, 285 nucleotides long. RefSeq lists its product as uncharacterized. The transcript is spliced from 3 exons. The record is from RefSeq and is a predicted model, not a curated record. Bases 1 to 285 code for a protein of 94 amino acids. NCBI's taxonomy places the organism in Eukaryota, Fungi, Ascomycota, Sordariomycetes, Glomerellales, Glomerellaceae.